AGAGAUUCUAGGUUCGGUCCCUAAUGGAGUCGCCAAACUUUAAUACUCAAGCUCUGACUAGGCAACAAUUCCCAUCGACUAAUAGGCCAAGGCAAUUCACCAAGCUUCUAAUCCCUUACAGUGAGGUGUUGAAACAAUUGGUGGCAGUGGGUUUGGUGGAAACAUUGCAAACGUACCCUAUUCGACCACCUUAUUCGCAUUGGUAUGAUCAACAAGCUAAAUGUGAAUAUCAUAAUGUAGUGGGUCAUAGUACUGAACAUUGUACAGCUUUGAAGCAUAAAAUUCAAGAUCUCAUUGAUGAGGGUAAACUUCAGCUUGAUGCUAAGGAAGCUGAGAGCACUCCAAACAUCACUCAAAAUCCUUUAUCCCCUCAUGAUGCAGGCACAAUGAAUAUGGUUGCCCUUGAUGAAGUUGAAAAGCCCGUGUUGGAUAAUGCCAAUUUUUGGUCUCUUGAUGAAUUGUUUGCCAUUUUGACAAAAUAUGAUUUGAUUCAGUCAAUUGCGCAAAUAAACUUGAAUGUUUCACCUGCGAUGAUUGAUGAUGCCUUGGUGUGUCCUUACCACUCCAAUAUGAAGGGGCAUACUUUGCAAGAUUGUGAAGAUUUUCAGAAAAAGGUUAAGGAGUUACAAGCAAUGGGAUCUUUGAAGUUUAUGUCUGUGCAAGAGUCAGAAAAAUGCAUAGCACAGUUUAAGGAAGUGGCUGUGGAUGAUAUCACCGAUGAAAUCUGUUCUGAUGAUGAGGAAGACUAUUUUGGCCUCAACAACCUUUUUGGGUCAGCCAACAUGACAGAUCCUAAGGAAAGGUGGAGGAGGAUGCUUGUUGAAAGGGUAUUCAUGGAGGAGCACCCCAACUUCCAUCUUGUUCAUCAUGUGAAAGCACCAGUGGGUUCACAUGAGUCUAUGCUCCUUGGAACAAGGGAAGAAGAAUCACUAUGUGACUCAUGGAGAAAUUUGACUAUAAAUGCUUUAGAUGAGGAAAAACCGGAAUUUGAUAAGGGAGUUUCACUAGUCAAUGGAAGCUUUCAAGCUAAUUGGACAACAGAACUUCUCUCUGCAGCUUUCAUAUCUGAGUAAAAGGAGUUAGCCUCUAAUAGUUUUGCUUGUGACUACGUGAAAGGAGGGAUUCCACAAGCACCUUUAUAUUUUCUGAAAUUUAUGUUGUCAUGCUUCUACUAUUCCCAUGCUUUCCUUUUCAAUGAAACAUGUUGCAAUCC
Rubroshorea leprosula is the source of this 1213-nucleotide messenger RNA. The record is from the annotation of a GenBank genome assembly. NCBI's taxonomy places the organism in Eukaryota, Viridiplantae, Streptophyta, Magnoliopsida, Malvales, Dipterocarpaceae.